UCAGGAAAUCAUAAUAAGAGGUACAAAAAGCUAACUCGCUCGAUAAUCACGGUAACAAUGACUUUUUUCCAUGGGAGUAUUUUGGACGGUGUGCGGUUGAGUUGGGCUAAAAUUUGGUAGAUGCAGAAAAAUGCACGCGGGGAAACUAUCCCGUGUGGUUGAAGUUCUGUUGUUCGGAGUGUUUGGCUGCUUCUCAGUGAUUGACACUUGUAGCGGUUCAAUACAAAACGUCUAUAAAUGGGUGGUCCGUCAGGCCAAUUUGUCAGCAGCGAAUGAAUGGUGCCGAUGAUUUGCCUCUGCACAACCUGGGGGCGUGGCCUAUUAAUUAGCCUACGUUGUACGUAUUUACAUAGGUCACUUCGCUCUACAGCCUGGCGCAUAUAAUCCUCACCAAUGCACUAGUGAGGGAUGACAGUUUGAAUACACACGCACACCCGUACGGAACACGGAUUGGAGUGUCUUGCGCCACUGAUAGAGACAGACUGAGGCACACGCACAGAGAGAGGGUAUCCCAACGAAUAGAGGGGAACCCAUGGCAAACAGCGCCAUGAUUUCGCCCAAGUCGGCCUACCACCCUGCUAGCUCUCCAACGCUCCAGAAUAUGAAUUCCAUGGGAGCAAUGGGUCCGAUGAGCACCAUGAGCAACUCCAUGAGCCCCAUCAACACCAUGGGCCACCAGAUGAACUCCUACACAAACGGGAUGUCGGCGGCAGCGGCGGCCGGAGGCAUGGGCUCCAUGUCCACCAUGUCCACUAUGAGCAUGAACGGGGGCAUGGGCAGUAUGCCGGCCAACCUGAACUCUAUGAGCGGCAUGAACUCCAUGACGGCGGCCGGCAUGACCGGCUUCAACGGCAUGAACGGCAUGGGCACGAUGAACAGCAUGAACGGCAUCAACAACUCGGCGGCGAUGAGCAUGAGGCUGGCUGCCCAGGCACAGGCGCAGGCUGACACGCUGAACCGCGUCCGGGCAGAGAAGACCUAUCGCCGGUCAUACACUCACGCCAAGCCACCCUACUCCUACAUCUCCCUCAUCACCAUGGGCAUCCAGCAGUCACCGCAGAAGAUGGUGACGCUGAGCGACAUCUAUCAGUUUAUUAUGGACCUGUUCCCCUUCUACCGCCAGAACCAGCAGCGGUGGCAAAACUCCAUCCGCCACAGUCUGUCUUUCAACGACUGCUUCGUCAAGGUGCCGCGCACGCCCGACCGGCCGGGCAAAGGCAGCUUCUGGACUCUCCAUCCUGACGCUGGAAACAUGUUCGAGAACGGCUGCUAUCUCCGGCGACAGAAACGCUUCAAGUGCCCCAAGAAGGAAUCGCUGCGUAAGGAGCAGAAGAACAACUUGAGGGAGGGUGAGGAAAAUAACGACGACGACGAGCACGGGGAGAACGGACGAGCAGACGGCGUGACGGUGUCCAACGCGUCCACACCGGUCAGCAACGACACGACCGACGUGCCGCACACCCACAACCCGCUGCAAUCCCACCACCAGAUGGCCUCACCACCCCAACACCAACAGCACCACGAGCAGCACCACCAUCACCAGCAGCAGCAACAUCACCAUCACCAAGGCCACCACCCUGACCUGCACAAGAUGGAGCCGCCGUCCAUGUCACCGCCCCCUGCGAGCAUGGCCAGUGCCGGUAUCCCAACCCGCCCUAUUGCCCACCCAGCAGCCUCAAUGACCUCCAUGACGGCCAUGCCAGGCACCUACCCUGCAGCCAUGUUCGGACCCGGAGGACAACACCCCUCCUUCACGCACCCCUUCUCCAUAAACAGCAUCAUUUCGUCAGAACACAAACUGGACAUGAAGGGGUAUGAGGCUAUGGCUUACGCACCAUAUAACUCAAUGCCCAGCAUGACGAGCCCCAUGGCUAAACCGUCAAUGGACUAUUCAAUACCUGCCACGAGCGGGGAAGCAACAUACAGCCAGCUAGCCACAGCGAACCACACUAUGUAAACAACAGUGCAACCAAACCGAAAAAACUGGUACGUUUAAUCCAUACGUUCAUUCUGUCGACCUUACGUGUACAAAUGACAGAAACGCUCAAAACCUUUUAGACAUUCAUUUGUAUGUAUUUCGAUAAACUAGGCUACUCGACAAUCACAUGACCAUUAAAUGUGACUUUGUUUAUUUGAACUAAGUAACUUAUAAAUUCGUUGAUGUCAUGGAAAUUCAAAUGUUGUAAAGUAAUCUGAAAAUGUGAUUCUGAAAUUUCCUCCAUAUUGAUCGUGAAAACAAUUCCCAAAUCAUAGUGUACACAUUACGUGAGAAGCCGAUGUGUACGAACGUUUACUCAAGGCAGAUAUGAUUCGUUGAUAUUUAUUUAUUUGAUAUUGUUAUAUUUUACUAGUGGCUUAGAGUUUUGUCAAUAUAUUUUAGAUAGGGUUAGUGUACAAAUCUCACAACCGACGAUCACUGUGAAAGAAGUGAACAUUCUGAUUUCUUCAAACAGCCAGAGAUGAGUGGUUAAGUCAAUUUACAUUGUAUCUGCUUCUCAUAUCAUUUGAAGCAGGUUCAUGACAGCAACUCAAGUAAUUGAAGUAACCAAGUCAAAAUGGAGUUUCAAUGUGCUGCAUUUCUGAGUUAAAGUACCUCGCACAUUCGAGGAGUGUGCUUAUGAGUCGGUUGGAAGUCUGCGUGUGGCCGAUAUUUCCCAGUCUAACAAACGCAAAUAUUCAAAUACAAAAAUGACACAAAACAAUGCAACCGUUGUUUUCAAUUCAGCAAAGUUGGACUUGGCAUUUAUGUUCAGCACUGCCUUGCUUCAAACUUGGUCCGAUUGCAUAACAGAAGAAAUGGCAGUUGUCUAUUAUCAUGUGUGGGCAAAAAGCAGGUUUUUGGAAAAUUACAAUGUAGCAUAAAAACUCUGCCAAAGAUGUGUAAUUUACAAGCAUGCUAUCGUUUAAUAUAUGUUUUUUCGCCGAACUCUUCAGUCUUUUUCAGAACCAAAUUCAUCUGCUAGAAAUUAACAAAAAAAUUCAGGUCAGGUUUUUUCUUUAAAUCAAAUUGCAAAAUGCGUUGUAUAUUUUGGAUGGUAAAAAACUCAGAUGGUUUGGAUGUAACUCCAUACAUAUUCAUUUCGAAUGUGGCUCUUGGCUGAAACCGGGGUCAACCUUUCCCCCGAAUGAGUACAAUAUUCUAACAUCGGAUAUUUUAUUGUGUAUAUUACUGCAAUAGCUAGCGGUUGGUGAGUGAACUUCACUGUGUUUUUAUGAAGCUGUACCUCCGUUGGAGGUCCACACACUGAUAAUUGUUAUUCUAUUGUAUUUCUUAUUUUUUUAACAAAAAAAAUCUCAUUUGUGAUGGAAAAAACCUUGAUUGAAGUGCCAAAUAAUUGAUGAGUUUGAAUCACUUGUAAGAUACGACAGUGAUUGCGUGAUAAAUCAUAUUACCAAUGACAAAUACUUGCGAUAUUCUUAGUAGUGUAUAGGCCUAGAGAUUUUUUUGGGUGAAGACCUCGUUUGUUAUAUACAUCUUUCACAUUUUUCUUGCUUGUUAUAGCGACGUCAUUUUGUGCCUGUUUUUAGCCAAAGUCGUGUUUAUAUUUCUGAGCAGAGAAAUCGGGUACAGGGACGGUACACUUUCAACACUCUUCGCUGUGUCUAAGCUUGGAUAGCUGUUCAUAUUUGAGGAAAACACCGGCCAAAGUUUACCCAUGUCAGUUUGCCCUGCGUCAUCAUCAAACAUGCCUGGGGCACUCGAAUGAGGCUCACUCCAUCGGUCAUACAAUAAUCGAAAACCAUCGCUGUUCUCGCCUUUUUAUGGAGCCACCUUUUGUACACAUAUUGUUUACUGUAUAAAGGGAAAAAAAACGAAUACGAUGAUUCAUAAACUUCUACCUUUUUCUCUGAAUUUCCUUCGAACUGUUAGGAAUCUCCCUCCAGAUGGAAAAUGUUCGCUGAAUAAAUCUGUUUCCAAAAGUAAAAUU
This is a messenger RNA of Acanthaster planci (crown-of-thorns starfish), 3929 nucleotides long. Its product is annotated as forkhead box protein A1-like. Gene Ontology annotation, biological process: anatomical structure morphogenesis; cell differentiation; regulation of transcription by RNA polymerase II. Gene Ontology annotation, molecular function: DNA-binding transcription factor activity, RNA polymerase II-specific; RNA polymerase II cis-regulatory region sequence-specific DNA binding; protein domain specific binding. NCBI's taxonomy places the organism in Eukaryota, Metazoa, Echinodermata, Asteroidea, Valvatida, Acanthasteridae. The record is from RefSeq and is a predicted model, not a curated record.